CCGCAGCCUGCAUCUGCCACCGCAGUCUGGCCGGAGUCCUGUGCUCUCCUGUACUCUUGGAGAGGCCUAGGGAGACCCAGGAGGGAGUUCAGGUCGGGCCGCCGCUCCAGCCACAAGGAGCGUUUGUGCACAAAGGCGCUGACCCCGGGUGUGGGGCGAGAAGAGAGGCCACCGCCCGGGAGCAGCGCGGAGACUCACGGUGCGCCCUAUGCCCCCGCGCCCCCACCGCCCCCGCCGCGGCAGCCGGAGCGCACCGAGAGGACGCGCCACCGCGGGGCCUGGGUGCAGCUAGCGACCCUUGCCCCCAGCGCGCAGCCCGAGGUGAGCGGCGAGCGGGACGGCAGCGAGGCGUUCGCGGGCCCCCUCCUGCUGCCCGGGCCCGGCCCGCUCAUGGCGGCCAUCCGCAAGAAGCUGGUGGUGGUGGGCGAUGGCGCCUGCGGCAAGACGUGCCUGCUGAUCGUGUUCAGUAAGGACGAAUUCCCCGAGGUUUACGUGCCCACCGUCUUCGAGAACUAUGUGGCCGACAUCGAGGUGGACGGCAAGCAGGUGGAGCUGGCGCUGUGGGAUACAGCGGGUCAGGAGGACUACGACCGCCUGCGGCCGCUCUCCUACCCGGACACCGAUGUGAUCCUCAUGUGCUUCUCGGUGGACAGCCCGGAUUCGCUGGAGAACAUCCCCGAGAAGUGGGUGCCCGAGGUGAAGCACUUCUGCCCUAACGUGCCCAUCAUUCUAGUGGCCAACAAGAAAGAUCUGCGCAGUGACGAGCACGUCCGCACAGAGCUGGCCCGCAUGAAGCAGGAACCCGUGCGCACGGAUGACGGCCGCGCCAUGGCCGUGCGCAUCCAAGCCUACGACUACCUCGAGUGCUCCGCCAAGACCAAGGAGGGCGUGCGUGAGGUCUUCGAGACGGCCACGCGCGCCGCGCUACAGAAGCGCUACGGCUCCCAGAACGGCUGCAUCAACUGCUGCAAGGUGCUAUGAGGGCCGCGCCCGCCCGCCCCUGCCAGCGCGGCCCCCCUCCCGGGCCGGUUCCCUCAAUGAUCCCACCGGACUGUCUGGUGUCUGCCUUCCCGCCCGGCAGCCGUGGCGUGGAGGCUGUGGCCCUGGCGCCGGGAAUCGGCAUGGGAGGCACUGGGCACCCCCUUUCCAGUGUCUGUGUGCGUCCAGCUAUGUUGCACAGAUUCAGGCGCACCGCUGAGUGCCAAGGGUCCCCUGAGCACCCUUGUCUGAAGAGCCAAGCCUCUUUCGAGUGUGUGGCUGUGUGUAUCUUCCGACUUCCCCCUUCCCGUACCACUCCGCCCCCGCCUCUGGUCCCUGGAGAGGAGCUUGGCGCCGGGGUCCGGCCGAGCCCCAUCAUACGUUCGCCCAUAACCAGUGAACGCCUGCUAUCUCUUGUGUGUAACAUAGACCACGGGAACUGCGGGAGGGGAGGGUUGGGGAGGACGGGGUGUUAUAUAAAUAUAGAUAUAAUUUUAUUUUCGGAGGUAGGAUGGUGUUAUUUAAUGGUGGUGGUGGGUGGAGUGACAGGGCGCUAGAACAGCUCCAGCCCAGCCUGAUUCAGGCGCCCAUCCAAGCAUGAACUGGACUUGGUCGUCUUUCCAACCCCUGGGGAAGACAUUUGCAACUGACUUGGGGCUGAGAGGACACAGCUUCCAGACUCACGUCUCCUGCGGGCCAGCCCCAGUGAACACCUCACCAGCCACCAGCCCUGGGCAGCAGGAGGGAGAGUGUGCUGCAGGUUGUUUUUGCCAUAAGCGAACUUUGUGCCUGUCCUACAAGUGAAAAUUGUUUAGUCCAAGAAACUGAUGUUAUUUGAUUUAUUUAAAGGCUAAAUUUUGUUGGGUUUUAUUUUGAAAGAAUUCUUUGCACAAUUAUUUCAUUGUUUGACACUUAAUGCACUUGUCAUUUGCAUAAGACAGUAGCAUUCUGACCACACUUGUACGCUGUAACCUCAUCUACUUCUGAUGUUUUAAAGAAAAGUGAUGACUUAAAAAAAAGGAAAAAGAAACCACUAAUUUUUGUUUUGUUUUCUUGAAAAAAGUGGCAACACUGUUUAGUUAUUUUUUUUGUGCAGGUCUGCACACUAUUUUGAUAAACAGCAGUAACAAGUAUUGGGGCCUACCUAACCCUCCCCCCUCCCUUUUUUUCACAAGACAGUCUCUAAAACUAUGUGAAAUUUUCUCUGCAUCUCUGUACAGAGAAUGAACCUGCCCCUAGUCUCCUUCCUCCCCCCUUCCCCACCCAGUGGUACUUCUACUAAAUUGUUGUCUUGUUUUUUAUUUUUUAAAUAAACUGACAAAUGACAAAGUGGUGAGCUUAUGAUGUUUACAUAAAAGUUCUAUAAGCUGUGUAUACAGUUUUUUAUGUAAAAUAUUAAAAGACUAUGAUGAUGACAUUUA
Messenger RNA from Rhinolophus ferrumequinum (greater horseshoe bat), 2399 nucleotides. It is a transcript of the gene RHOB, whose product is annotated as ras homolog family member B. The transcript has a single exon. Bases 391 to 981 code for a protein of 196 amino acids. Lineage: Eukaryota; Metazoa; Chordata; Mammalia; Chiroptera; Rhinolophidae. The record is from RefSeq and is a predicted model, not a curated record. Gene Ontology annotation, molecular function: GTP binding; GTPase activity. Gene Ontology annotation, biological process: small GTPase-mediated signal transduction.